Molecule: messenger RNA, 4052 nt
Organism: Nerophis ophidion (straightnose pipefish)
Lineage: Eukaryota; Metazoa; Chordata; Actinopteri; Syngnathiformes; Syngnathidae
Product: ATPase MORC2A-like
Exons: 28
Coding region: 197-3292 (1031 amino acids)
Cellular component (GO): nucleus
Molecular function (GO): zinc ion binding
Source: RefSeq, a predicted model, not a curated record
UGAAGGAAGCAGCAAAGUAUUGCAUUAACAGAUCGCCAAUUCAUCGAAGAGGCGUGGCUUUGCAGGCCAGGAGAAAUCCAACUUCUGAACCCAAUAUACGCGCGGACUCCACGCGGCCCUUCUGAACGCCUUAUGUCGGGACUGCACCCUGGAGAGUAGAGAUCAGUGGUCAGCGAGAGGAUAACUGAGAAAGGCCAUGGCCUACUCCAGCUACAGCAACCUGAGCAGGGCUCAACUUACCUUUGAAUACCUGCACACAAACUCGACAACCCAUGAAUUUUUAUUUGGAGCCCUAGCAGAGCUUGUGGACAAUUCCAGAGAUGCCAACGCCACGAGAAUUGACAUUUACACAGAGAAAAAGCCAGAGCUGCGGGGUGGCUACAUGCUGUGUUUUCUCGACGACGGCAUUGGAAUGGACCCAAGCGAUGCCACGCAUGUGAUCCAGUUUGGAAAGUCAAGCAAACGGUCCCCAGACUCAACUCAGAUUGGCCAAUAUGGAAACGGGCUGAAAUCGGGAUCCAUGCGUAUUGGGAAAGAUUUCAUCCUGUUUACAAAAAAGGGCAACAAUCUAACCUGCCUUUUUCUGUCGAGGACUUUUCAUGAAGAAGAGGGACUCGAUGAGGUAAUAGUGCCUCUCCCUUCCUGGGAUUUAGUGACCAAAGAGCCACUGACGUCUGACCCAGAGAAGUAUGCCACCGAGAUUGAGCUGAUUUUCAAAUACUCUCCUUUUAAAAGCCAACAAGAUUUGAUGGAGCAGUUCAGCAAAAUUGAAAGUAGCAGCGGAACACUGGUGAUCAUCUAUAAUCUGAAGCUUAUGGACAACAGAGAGCCAGAGUUGGAUAUAGAGACGGAUCACCAGGACAUACUGAUGUCUGGAACACCUACAGAAGGAGUGAAACCAGAGAAGAGGUCGUUCAGAGCAUACGCUGCCGUGUUGUACAUCGACCCUCGCAUGAGGAUUUUUAUACAGGGACAUAAAGUCAGGACCAAAAGGUUGUCCUGCUGUCUUUAUAAACCAAGAGUUUAUAAGUACUCAUCAACUCGUUUUAAAACACGUGCCGAGCAAGAAGUCAAGAAAGCAGAUCAUCUCGCUAAACUUGCGGAGGACAAAGCCAGAGAAUCUGAGAGCAAGCGUUUGGCAACGGAGGCUAGACUUGGAGAGGAUGUGUCAAAAGACUCUCGGACUAUCCUGAGGAAAGUUCAAGAUUCGGCCAUGAUGCUCAGACGGGAUGCUGACAUGAAGAAAAUAAUUCUAGAGGCCAAACAAAAAGCGUUAAAAGAGCCCAAAGAGUUGAACUUUAUUUUUGGAGUGAACAUUGAACAGAGGGACCUGGAUGGGAUGUUUGUGUAUAACUGCUCUCGUCUUAUCAAAAUGUACGAGAAGACUGGCCCUCAGCUGGAGGGAGGCAUGGCCUGUGGAGGUGUUGUCGGCGUAGUAGAUGUCCCAUAUUUAGUUCUUGAGCCUACUCACAAUAAGCAAGACUUUGCUGAUGCUAAAGAGUAUCGCCAUUUACUUAAGUCAAUGGGGGAACAUCUGGCUCAGUACUGGAAGGACACUAACAUAGCUCAGAAAGGCAUAGUGAAAUUCUGGGACGAGUUUGGAUACUUGUCAGCCAGCUGGUCCGCACCUCCGUCAUCAGAGACAAGAUACAAAAGACGCCGAGCCAUGGAGAUCCCACUUACUAUUCAAUGUGAUAAGUGUUUAAAAUGGAGAACGCUGCCAUUCCAGAUGGAUGCUGUGGACAAACGCUACCCAGACAGUUGGGUGUGUCUUAUGAACCCUGACGGCACACAGGAUAGAUGUGACGCUUUAGAAAAGAAACCCAAUUUGCCCUGUGGUGUCCUAAAGAAAGAAAGGCAGACAUCUGAAGAAAAACAGAAAGACCUGUCAGAUAAAAUCAAACAGCAGCAGGAGAAGCUCGAAGCCUUGCAGAAAACAACCACUAUCAAAUCCGCAGCAGAUAUAAAGAAACUUCCACUGAAUGUUAGCAUGAAACCAGCAACAGAGAGCUCUUCACAGGCAAGUCGAUCUUCAGUGAGGGCUGUAACACGCCCCCGAUCUCCGCCUCUGCCAGCUCACCUCAAGACAGCACAGAAUACUCCACCACCUCGCGCCCCUUCUCAGCGACCCACGCGGACGCCUGCUCCUCCCCCUGCGCCACCUAAGGUUGCUUUACCCAAGUCCAAAGCGGCUGCAAAGUCCCCUGCAGCAAAGCCCACUGCCAAAUUGCCUGCCAAAACACCCCCACCUAGCCGCAGUUCGCGGUCUCUUGCUAAACCAUCGGUAAAAUCACCAGCAGCUGGACAACGCAAGAAAGUAAUUGAGCAGGACGACAGUGAGGAGGAAGAUGAGGAGGAGGAAGAAGAGGAGAAUGAAGACGAAACGGAGGAGAGUGAAGAGGAUGAACCCCAGACAAAGAGAUCAAAGAUGGCGGCUGCAGCUGAUAACAGGGGGAAAGUGGUGGAGAAAGCCCCAAUUGCCAAACGUGGCAAGAUAGAAGAGGUUAACAAACAGUCCCAGUCUGGAAAGAAAGCGAUUGCUGCUCCUUCGCGGCAGGCCCCUGUUGUUGAACCCGAGGUAAACGAGAAGACACAGCAGCAGGAGCCAGAGAGCGCCAUUAAGAAUGUUCAGAAAGAUAAGGGGCUGCUAGUUGAAGUCCGUGUCAACAAGCAGUGGUUUACCGGAAAAGUCAUGGCUGUGGAGACCAACAAACAGCGCAUUCGCUGGAAAAUCAAGUUUGACUAUGUCCCUCGAGCCACCCCUAAAGAUAGAUGGGUGUUUAAGGGCAGUGAGGAGGUCCGACUGAUGCGUCCGGCAUCCCCCAUCUCUCAGACGCCUGACACCCAGCAGGGUGAGAAAGCAUCUGCAGCCAUGGAGCCGGAUACCACACAACCUGGAACCAGUCGAGAGGUGACUGAGAGCCUGGUCACUAUGUUGAGGACGAUGUUGCGCUACUUCUUCCCUCCUGCUUUUCGGAUUCCAAAGGAUGAUGUUAACGGCAUGACUGCAGAGGAUUUGGUAGCCUUUCCUCUGAAAGAGUACUUCCACCAGUAUGAAACAGGUCUGCAGUCAUUGUGCAACUCGUAUCAGAGCAGAGCGGACGCGAAGGCAAAAGCUGUGGAAGAGAAAAGCAACAGCGCGGAGACAAAACUCAAGGAGGCAGAUGAGAAACUACAGAAACUGCGAACCAACAUUGUAGCUCUCCUGCAGAAAGUCCAAGAGGAUAUCGACAUCAACACAGAUGAUGAACUUGAUGCGUACAUCGAGGACCUUCUUACCAAAGGCGAUUGAGGCGAAGCCUACAUUGAAAGAACGUCCACACAAAGACAUUUUUUUUAUUGCAGCCAUGACACUAACAGCUGCCCAGGCACUCCUUGUUAAGCGUCCUGUCAAUAGUCUUGGUUAUUUUCAUUGUUAAACAUUAUUCCUGUUAAACUGUUUUUUUUUUCCAAAUUUUAUUUAGCUGUAAGCAUGCACACUCUGCAACAGUGUUUUGUUUAUUUUGGUUUUUGAUUUUAUCAUUGUUAGCAACACUCUGGCCUGUGAAUUUUGUUUUAGCUUUUUAAUAAACCUGCUUCUAUUGUAUAUGGUAAUCGGUUUCAGACACUAUUUUACUUUAACUUUUGUAGGUUUACUAUGGUUUAGGGUGUCCAUCUAGUUGACACAAAACUACAGCAAGCAUUUGAAGAGUUUGGGUUGAUGGCCCCCAAUAUCUGUACUGCUGUCUUUCUGUCAUGGCUAACUACUAUUUUUAUACACUUCAGUGUUGCAUAUAAUAUGCCUCAUCCUGGUCAGCCUGACAAGCUAACUGAGUAUAUAUAUGACACUAAGAAGUUCCUACUGGGUUUUAUCAGUACAAAUGUCCAGUAAUUCCUGUGCUGUGCUUCUUUCUAAAAGAAAAUAUCUGUUUAAUGCAUAAGUAAGGAUGUUACUAUUCAUUAACUGUUACAGUGUUUUAUUAAACAUUGCAUGCUUCAGCCAUGUUUAAGAAUCAGAAGAAAGGAUUCUGUAUUUUUGACAAAUCUUGAAUUAAAAACGGGUUUACCCUCAA